Molecule: messenger RNA, 3294 nt
Organism: Leptidea sinapis
Lineage: Eukaryota; Metazoa; Arthropoda; Insecta; Lepidoptera; Pieridae
Gene: wg
Product: protein Wnt-1
Exons: 4
Coding region: 82-1263 (393 amino acids)
Biological process (GO): canonical Wnt signaling pathway; cell fate commitment; multicellular organism development
Cellular component (GO): extracellular region
Molecular function (GO): frizzled binding; cytokine activity
Source: RefSeq, a predicted model, not a curated record
AUCGAGAGUAGUCGCUUCGCAGACCGUGCCGUGUUACGAUCUAGCGCGCUCAUGUAAAACCACGGGUCCGCCCAUCGCAGAAUGAAGUGUCUGUGCAUUAUUGUGCUGUUUCUGUGUUUGAGGUGCGAAGCAGCUGGCAACAAGCCCAGGAGAGGCCGCGGCAGUAUGUGGUGGGGUAUAGCUAAAGCUGGUGAACCAAACACACUCUCACCGCUGUCACCAGGAGUACUGUACAUGGAUCCAGCAGUUCACGCGACAUUGAGGCGGAAGCAGCGGCGACUGGCACGAGAGAACCCAGGAGUACUGGCAGCUGUGGCCAAGGGAGCUAGCAUGGCAGUUAACGAAUGCCAGCACCAGUUCAAGCAUAGAAGAUGGAACUGUUCCACGAGAAAUUUCUUACGAGGAAAGAAUUUAUUCGGGAAAAUUGUUGACAGAGGUUGUCGAGAGACGGCGUUUAUUUACGCAAUUACAAGUGCCGGAGUGACACAUGCCGUGUCCCGCGCAUGCGCAGAAGGAUCUAUAGAAUCUUGCACGUGUGACUAUUCGCAUGUAGACCGGCAACCACACCGCUCAAGGGCGGCUGCAGCGGCCAACGUUCGUGUCUGGAAGUGGGGCGGUUGCAGCGAUAACAUUGGCUUUGGAUUCAAGUUCAGCAGGGAGUUCGUGGACACUGGCGAACGAGGGAAGACCUUGAGAGAGAAGAUGAAUCUUCAUAACAACGAGGCUGGAAGAAUGCAGGUCCAAACGGAGAUGAGGCAAGAAUGCAAAUGUCACGGCAUGUCUGGAUCCUGUACCGUGAAAACCUGUUGGAUGAGGCUGCCCAGUUUUCGCUCAGUUGGCGAUACGCUGAAAGACAGAUUCGACGGAGCAUCAAGGGUAAUGAUGUCCAAUACAGACUUGGAAGCCCCGUUGCAAAGGAACGACGCUGCACCACAACGCGUACCACGAAGAGAUAGGUAUAGAUUUCAAUUAAGGCCGCACAAUCCGGAUCAUAAAUCGCCGGGCGUAAAAGACCUCGUCUACUUGGAAUCAUCACCGGGAUUCUGCGAGAAGAAUCCUAGAUUAGGCAUCCCAGGCACGCAUGGACGUACCUGCAAUGACACGAGUAUAGGAGUGGACGGCUGUGAUUUGAUGUGUUGCGGUCGCGGUUAUCGGACUGAGACAAUAUUCGUUGUCGAACGGUGCAAUUGCACAUUCCACUGGUGUUGUGAAGUUAAAUGUAAAUUGUGUCGUACAGAAAAAGUAGUGCAUACAUGUUUAUAGGCAAAUGUAAACGCUUUCAAGUGACAUUAAUGUCUUCAUUAUGGACUCAAAAGAGAAAACAUUUGAUAUUAUUAAAGGAAAUGAUAUCGUGUAUAUAAUCGUUUAUCGCGAGCACGCGUGGAUAUAUCAUUUGACUCAUGUAAAUAUCUGUGUACACCAGUGUAUAUUACUCUCAAUUUAUUAAACAGCGUGAAAUGACAAUAGCUACGUUGUUACUAUUUUGCGAUUAUUUAUUAGUCAGUUAAACAAACCUAUUGGUAACAUCUUAAUAACAGUAUCGUUAAGAAACUCAUAAGUAAAGUUUUAGAACUUAACGCUUAGAACAACUUUCUAGAAUGUUUUAAUUGUUUUUUAUUUCUUUGCUUACAAACUUCUCUUGUUGGUUUCUUUACGAUUUGAAACGUUGUUUAUUAUAUAAAAAUAACCUGUUGAAAUUGUUUAGACACAAAAUUAUUAAUGUAAGACUACUUUGAAUGGUAUUUCUUGAUAUCGUUUGAAAGUUAAAUAUAUCAAUAUUAUUUUAUACCUUUGUGUAUAAUAACUCAAUCAUGAUUUUAUAUAUUUUCCAUUUUAUAGAGUUUAGGGUCUGGUUUACAGUCGCGUUAGCCGUUUUGAGGCUCGAGAGCAGAAUUAUCUUGUAAUUAUAAUUUUAUAUUAAUUGUAAGAGACGUCGGAGCAUUUUGCGUCUUAAAUCGAUCUCGAUAAAGUCCUAUCUUGGAUGCUCAGCUUGUUGGUCUCUGGCUAACCUUAUCACUGAAUAAGUAGCACCAUCGUAAAAGUGUCCCACAUUACGAGAUAAAAGCUCUCGAGAAUUUUAAUUAAAUAUUAAAGGAAUUAAAUAAUCAGUAUUAUACGUAUAAUAUUGUGUGCGUGCAUCGCCCGAUGCCCGGAGAUAAACUUGUACGUUCAGUCAGUUGACACUUGUUAUAGAUUUAAACAGUUUCGCCUUACUUUAAGUUGUUCAUUAUUUAUUAACGCAUGUUUUAUUCGCUUUUAAUAUUAAUUAGUCUACAAACUGUUGGUUUCGGAAUGUUUUAGCAUGUCUUAACUUGUAUCCCAGCUUUAAACUACCUCUCAGUGAAUCAAAUUGUAACUUUUAUUACUACUAAUAGACUUAGCAUCAUAUUUUAAAAUUAUAGGUAUUAUAAAGUUUCCAAUCAACAGUUUGCUUAAGCUUAAUGAAUGAAUAUAACCAUUAUUGGUAUUUUCAUUGUGAUAUAAAUGUAUUGCUAGCAUAUCAAAUGAAUUUUGUAAUAUAUCGGAAGGAGAACUUCCCUAUUUUAAAUUAAGCUAUUUAUUAAAAUAUUAAAUUAAUUUAGGACUAUUGAAUUAUUGAAUUUACAACAAGCUGAAGACUAGGUUGUUAUUUUAUACACAAUAUUAUCGAAUUUACUAAGUUAGACAUUGAAAAUAAUGUUUAUUUCGCAACAGAUUGAUCCAUUGAUAGACUGAACUGCCUAUCUUCCUACUGAUAUUAAAUUUAAAGCAAAAUCAAAUGUGAUAAAUUUUAUUAUAAUUAAAUCUUCAUUUAAAUCCGUGCCAUCGCUUCCUGUCAGACGCAAACCGAAAUGAAAUAGUACGCAUGUAAAUAUUUUUAUCUUAUUUUAUUAAUUUAUUUAUGUGAAUGUAUUUUAAAUUGUUAAUAUUAGUUGUAUGCGAUACACAGAUCACAAAAGCAAUGUAACAUAUUAAAAUAGAGUAACUAUCAUUAAUGGCCUUUUUAAUAGCUUUGUCCAUCAUAUGGUCCAAAUAAUAACAUACACAGAUAUGAAGCAGUAAUGUUUAUUUUUUAAUUUAGAUUGUAAUACAAGUUACUGUUGGUUGAACUCCCUUGUUUUGGUGAUUUGUGUCAAUAAAAAUCAGCUGAACUUAACUGAAUCUCAAACUAUUUUGUAUAGUAAAUAUUAUGAAAUUAUUUCGUCCAGUGACCGCAUUGUGGUUGACACUUUGUUCUGUCAAUUGUAUAUUAAUAUCUAUUUAUGAUUAGACACUGAUUAGUUGUUACUGAAAAUAUAAAAUUGAUCAUGGAAA